GAUGAGCCAGGAGCUGUAGACUGAUGUGUUACCAGCCUGCAGGCCCUCCCAUAAGGUAGUGAUCUCAUCUGUCCACACCCCAGAUCAUCUUUAUAUACAGAGACAUGAGAAAUUGGAAGAGCUGGAAAGUCUUAUGGUCGAGAUAGGGGCGUAUGUUGAGAGACAAGAGGAGGAUGAUGUCCUACAGGAACCACAAGUUGGAAAAUACUGUCUAGCCCAGUAUGCCUCCUUCGAUGAGAGAUGGUACCGGGGCCAUAUACAAACAGUGAAGGAUGACACAGUAGAGAUAUUUUUCCCAGACUACGGCGACCUUGACUUUGUCCCACGGGAUAAGGUGCGAGAAUUUCCAGUUGACAAGUUCUUUGAGCUCCCAUUACAGGCAAUUGAAUGCAAGCUGGCCAACAUAGAGAAAAUAGGAGACACCUGGGAAAUUCGGGCAGGAGAUGCAUUGUGGGACAUGUCACACUUUGUGAAUGAAAAGGACCUUCGACCGCUUGUUGCCACGGUAGUACAGGCCAAAGAAGAGACCAAAUACGCUGGACGCCAGAAGUUUGUGGUAGAGCUUAGAACAACACAGAGGGAUCUUGGUCAGGAACUAGUGUGGAGACAGCUUGCCAAACAUACACCAGACUGUACAAAAUACACCCCAUUGUUACCCCGGUCCACACCGGGAAAGAGGGUGUUCCCAUCAAGACUCCAUAAGAUUCCUGGCCUCUGUUCUGCUGUGUAUUGGGAAAAGGACCUUUGUAAGGCUACCAAACUUGCCGAAGAGCUUUACAACAUCCUUUCAGAAUGUCUUGGAAGUUUAAGCACCACUCAGGAGUCAGUUGCAAAAGAAGGACUUGUGAGCUUGGUUAAGAUGGUGGGCAGGGUAACACAGCCGGAAAUCCACAAAACCAUAUUUGAGUGUCUACUGUGUUAUGUCAAAGCGGGUGACAGAAUGUGUGACAUCCUUUUGGAAGAGAACAUUGUUCAACUUUCAACUUAUUGCCUAGAAAUGAAUUCUUGUUCAAUUUACCAGCGCCAGGCUGCAGACUUUAUCGCCCAGGCUGCUAAUAUCUCAGUCAGACUGCAGGAAGCCUUCAGAGGUCAGGACUUAACUGAUGUUCUAUUUGAACUACUGGAAUCCACCAUGUGUCAGAAGGUGCAGGGAGCUUUGUGCCAGGCGUUUGCUUCUCUGACCUCAGGAUCAGACGGACUGUUUAAGUACCUGAUGUACCCAGGACAUGGCCUUGUACAAAAGGUUGUCUCGUUCCUGUCGAAGGCUUCAGAUCACUCAGUUUCUGAAGGAGUUCUGUCUCUUAUUGCAGCUCUUAGUCAACAUGAUAGUGGUCAUGAUGAUUUCAAGAAAGAAUCAUUAAUGGAAGCCAUUGUUAAGAAUCUCCAGAAAACUGAUUGUCCUAAGUGUAUUGCGUUUUGUGUACAGCAAUGUGACCACUUUGCCUCAACCCGUCGUAAACACAAGACCUUCCUCAUAGAGCACCACAUGAUAACCAUUCUCAACAGAAUCUUAGACCUAGAGAUGCCUCCUGCAACAAAACAGCUUUGUAAAGACCUUAAGACUUCCCUUGAUUUCAAGGUCCCUUCUGAGCCGAUCAGAGGGCUUCUCUUGAAACCAGGAAUGCAACAUAUGGGUCCUAUGUCAGACAGUUUGGUUGCUCCGGAGGUCCGCUGGAAUCAAAACUCUUUCGUAAUGUUGCUGGUGAUAAAGGUGUGUGAUGUCAACCCUGCAGCCCAUGACCUUGUCACCUUCACUGAGGAUACGGUCUCAUUCAGGGCCCUAUCCAGGGGUGUCAACUACGGGUUCACCUACCGGUUGUAUGACCGUGUGUUUGUUGAAAAGUGUACGUGGCAUGUUAAACAACGGGAGGUCCUUGUGUCACUCAAGAAACAGGAAAAGGGCAUGUGGAGUCGACCACUUCAUGACAAGAUCAAGCAUGGGAAUGUGGUGGCCGAUUGCGAGCAUAUUCUGGACAGUUCCGACUCAGAAGAGGAAGAUGAUCAGAGACCCUUCCUUCUCACAAAGGGAAAGAAGAAGAAAUCCAUGUUCCGCGGGAUGAAGCAGUCAACAGUUCAGGUGGGAGAACCCGAGGAUACGGAAACGGACACAAGCGACAGCCUCGAAAACAUGGAUCCUUUUAAUAACCGCACUGACUACGAUUUUGACAACAUUGCCUACCAAAACCCACUUUGAAAACAUGAACGACUAUGAUAAGCACACUGAUUACACAACCUAGCUGAGAUUGUGGAUCGAUAUUUGUUGGAAAAAAACAAAAGCAAAUCUGACAAAUUGCCAACCAGACAUUUGCACCAACUUUUCUGUUCCAUGACUUUGAAGUAUUGAGUUUGCGUGUUAACAAAAUUGCCCUGACAAUAUAUCAGUGACAUUCUAAUAUUAUCAAAUAAAAAAACCCAUAUAAAACAAGUGUUGCCAGAAACAAUUCCAACAUGUACAGCAAUGCCUAUAGUUCUGGCUUUAACAAUUUUAUUUUAUGUCCCCUUUUCGCCUUGAA
Mya arenaria is the source of this 2513-nucleotide messenger RNA. RefSeq lists its product as uncharacterized. The transcript has 19 exons. Bases 134 to 2194 code for a protein of 686 amino acids. The record is from RefSeq and is a predicted model, not a curated record. NCBI's taxonomy places the organism in Eukaryota, Metazoa, Mollusca, Bivalvia, Myida, Myidae.